Molecule: messenger RNA, 1541 nt
Organism: Acipenser ruthenus (sterlet)
Lineage: Eukaryota; Metazoa; Chordata; Actinopteri; Acipenseriformes; Acipenseridae
Product: CD276 antigen homolog
Exons: 5
Coding region: 67-801 (244 amino acids)
Biological process (GO): cell surface receptor signaling pathway; T cell costimulation; positive regulation of T cell proliferation
Cellular component (GO): external side of plasma membrane
Source: RefSeq, a predicted model, not a curated record
AACACAAAUAGAGUUUAACCCGAGUGCUGGACUUUGUGCUGAAACUGAGAGAGAGAGGAGAGGAGAAUGGCUCUGAGCACUGAGCAAGCUCUGGCACUGCUACUGAUCUUAAACAGCGCUCACCUCACAGCAGCAGAUUGCUCUGCACCAGACCGUGUUGUUGUCUCUGGCUCAGCUGGGGGGAGAGCAGUGCUGCCCUGUUCUUACACCCCCACCCCUGGGCAGGAUGUAGCAGUCGCAUGGUAUGCAUAUCCACAUCAAGGAGUUGUUCUAUUAAUCUACUCAAAGACCCCCUCAGCACCCAUCCCUGCGCAGUGGAGCGGCCGAGUGAAGCUGUCUGAUGAAGUCUCCUCUGGAAACGCCUCUCUGCUAAUCUCUGAGCUCAGACUGGAGGACACUCUGGAUUACACGUGUAUAGUGGUGAUCAAUGGGAUAUGUGUCACUAACAGGGCUGUUACACUGACAGUUCAAGGACCUCCAAAGAGAGAUUCAACUACUUCAAGAACAACAACGACCAGAACCCCGACAACGAGACCAUCAGCAGCUCCCGCUAUCCUCUCUGCAGUAGCCGUCUCUGCUGUCUUCGGCAUCAUAGGUGCUGCAGUCUUUGUCAUUUUAAAGUACAAAAGGAGAGCAGCGAAUGCUAAUGGGAAUAACCAGAAUGCUGGAGAUCACAAUGAGAGCUCAGACUUGCUUACCUACGCUGUAAUUGAUCACACGAGACAGCCGGGAGGAGCCCCAGUCCGGUCAGGGGUCAGUGCUGUGGACAAUACGGAGUACUCCACUGUCCGGAUCCACUGAUAGGACACGUCUCACCCAGCCACCAGGGAUACAAGAGAGCUUCAACAACAAGAUGAACCAAGGACUUGACUAACAUUGAUUUACUGCAGCGCUUCAAUGAAUCAUACCAACUCUGAUGAGAACAAUAAACACAGCGAGCCACUAACAAGCAACCACCUGACAUUCUUAAUUCGAUCUGAACCAUUUCACUGCCACUGCUAAUAGUCCACACCAGUCCCAAGCUGAGCUCCUGCAGGUGGUGUGAUCCCAGCCUCAAAGAAGAGAAGCCAGUCCUCCUCAUUGCAGUGUUCAUCCACAUUGUUAACGAGAGCCUUUACAGCAGGAGAUCGCUCACCAGCACAGAGAUGCAUCAUGAAAGAGGCCCCAGGGGCUCUGCUUCAUGACUGCAAGCCCUUGAAUGCAUGCGCGUGUAGCAGGGAGGGAGUAGGGGGGGGUUAGGUAAGCAGUUGAAUUCAGGUCCCGUGCCUCACAUCCUUUUGCACCUGCUCUGAGACAGGCUGCUGUGUGUAAAACUUGACCGCUCUGCUAGAUUGGGGAGUAAAGCAAUACUUCCACAUUCAAACUCAUUUGAUUAGAUUGUAUAGGCCUGUGUUCAUCUAUUUCACUUUGAACAAACACUUGUGCUUGCUAAGGUUUGCUAGCUGUCUUCUCUCAUCCUUGUGGCAGCUGUGAUGUACCUUUAAUGCUUAUCUCCUCAGACCAUGUGGAAUAUUAAUAAACAUCGCCAUCGCUGCUUUGAA